Molecule: messenger RNA, 1650 nt
Organism: Aspergillus puulaauensis
Lineage: Eukaryota; Fungi; Ascomycota; Eurotiomycetes; Eurotiales; Aspergillaceae
Product: U2 snRNP complex subunit CUS1
Exons: 2
Coding region: 1-1650 (549 amino acids)
Biological process (GO): mRNA splicing, via spliceosome
Cellular component (GO): precatalytic spliceosome; nucleus; U2 snRNP
Source: RefSeq, a predicted model, not a curated record
AUGAAGCCGAGCAAGAACCAAUUAAGACGGGCGCGAAAAAAGGCAUUGAAAUUCCAGGGUAAUGAACCGGCCCACGACUCAUCCGAUACACACCAUGAGACAAAAUCAUCACUCGCUCUAGAGAUCAAUAAUGUUGAUUCAGAACCCAUGAUCUCGCAUGACGCCAACGACCCGCUAUGGCAAAUGUACAAGGACAUCGCCAUCAAGUUUGAUGAGGUCGAAGACCUUAAGGCAACCGAGACCGAAACCCAGAAACCGGAGGUCUACUAUGAUGAUGAUGCCGAUAUCCCAGAAGAAGGGGAGGACAAAGUCCCCGCGUUAUCGAAGCGGAAGCGAAAAGAAUUAAAUAAACUGUCUGUUGCCGAGCUGAAGGCAAUUGUCAGAAAACCGGAGUUAGUGGAGUGGACAGAUACCUCAGCGCCGGAUCCCCGGCUUCUGGUUCAUUUAAAGGCACAUCGAAAUGUUGUCCCAGUGCCAUCUCACUGGUCCCUAAAGCGAGAAUACCUGUCGUCGAAGAGAGGAAUCGAGAAACCACCGUUUUCCUUACCUAAGUUCAUACAGGAAACGGGGAUUUCAGAAAUGCGCGAUGCUGCACUCGAAAAACAAGACCAGGCGACACUCAAACAGAAACAGAGGGAGAGGGUGCAGCCAAAAAUGGGUCGACUUGAUAUCGACUAUCAGAAGCUCUAUGAGGCCUUUUUCCGCUUCCAGACCAAGCCGGAACUUACCCGAUAUGGUGAGGUUUACUACGAAGGAAAGGAGUUUGAGACUAACCAGCGCCACCUGCGUCCCGGGGAGCUCAGCCCAGAACUGAAAGAGGCCUUAAAUAUGCCCCCUGGCGCGCCCCCACCCUGGUUGAUAAACCAACAGCGUUAUGGGCCCCCUCCUUCCUACCCGGCGUUGAAGAUCCCAGGUCUCAAUGCACCGCCGCCCCCGGGUGCUAUGUGGGGUUACCAUCCUGGAGGCUAUGGCAAACCUCCUGUCGAUGAACACAAUAGACCCCUAUAUGGAGGUGAUAUUUUUGGGGUCCUACAACCUCAACAAACCAUGCAGCAGGGCGAACCUGUUGAACGGGACCUCUGGGGAGAGUUACAGGAACCGGAAUUAUCUGAAGAGGAGAGUGAGGAGGAGGAAGAAGAGAUGGAUGACGAGGAUGUAGACACUGGUCUACAAACCCCCAGCGGGCUUGAAAGCCCAAGUGGCUUACUAUCAGCUGUUCCAUCAGAGCUGGGUGAUGUAGAAAAUGCCUCUGGAGAGUUUGAUGUGCGGAAGCAUUACCAUGGUAUACAGACCGAGGAGUCUGUCGGGCAUCGAAGCGCCUUUCAUGUCAUCCCUGAAAGACAAACAAAGGUGCAAGGCUUUUUCGGUGGUGACCGGGCGUACGAUCUUCGGCCCGCGGACAAUUUGCCGGUACUGGGCGCUGAAGACCACAAUCGGAAGCGUAAGAAGCCAGGGGAUGUCGACGUGUCCGUGGAUCCAGAUGAGAUGCAAGGAAAUAACGGAAUCGACAAAGAUAGCCUGCAAAGUCUAUACGAAAACCAGAGACAGCGUGAAAAUAACCCAAGUUGGGGCUUCCAAGAGGACUUGAGCGACAUGAUUGCCCACGAAAGCAGGAAGAAACUGAAACCCGAGAAAAGAACCAAACACUAG